Messenger RNA from Gongylonema pulchrum, 1023 nucleotides. The record is from the annotation of a GenBank genome assembly. NCBI's taxonomy places the organism in Eukaryota, Metazoa, Nematoda, Chromadorea, Rhabditida, Gongylonematidae.
AUGUAUGCUUGUAGCAAGCGAACGUCGCAGUCGGCCAGGCACGGCGAGGAUGCAGCGGCUGGUUCUCAGCUAUACGUAUCGUCAUAUGCUGUCCCGCAACCGGCGACUGCAGCCGGUGCUUCAAGAGCGGUACCACCGAUUAUUCGACUGCUCGACAACGAGGGAAAAUUGACUCACAUUGCUGUCGCCGAGAAUAACAGUUAUAAAUUAUAUCGCGUUAGUGAGGCAGGCGCAAAUGCAGCACAAAUGCAAGAAGCCGGUCAUGCGGUGUCCAGCAUCACAGACACUUCAAAAACUGCUGACUCAUCUGCGAAGAGUUCGUCGCCCGAAGGAAACUUGGCAACAGCAGGUUUGGUGAAGACAGAAACCGUAACGCCGAGCUGUAGCGCUAAUUAUAUCAUCGAGAAUGUGCCAGCCGAGCAAACUUUGGGAGCUUUGGUGGGCAUGCGGAAGUUCAUUAAUCCUCAGCGCUAUGGUGGAUCUACUACAUACACGCGAGCAGUCGAGCUUGUGGAUGCUUCUGGCGCACAACUGGACAGUUCGAGCAGUUUUUGCAUGCGGUCGCGAAGUGAAAUCAGAGAAGAAGUGAAAAGACUCAUUCGUUGCGUGAAAUCCAACCACAUAUCCCGAGAAGAGGCGCUGAAGCAGUUGUUUGAAUAUAUUGCUAUGGAUUCAUCAUCAUAUGUGCUAUCCGGCACAAAGCUGCUCCCUUAUUCCGAUGCGAAUUCAUCGAAAUUCAUGCCAACUGGUGCGAAGGUGGAUGGCAACAGCAGCGGGAAUAUGUCAAACACUACGGAUUUUGGAGUUGCUGUAGAACCGUCAGUGCAGAAGAAUGCUGAAGAAGGAAGCGAACCAUUCACAAGAUUAGUUGACGAGGAGGGAAAUAUGAAUAUUGCAAUUGCUGAAGGCCAUGGCUAUCGAGUUUAUCGGUGGAAUAAAGCAACUGAGGGUCAAGAAGUGUACAGCUGCAUGGACUGCGAGUCGUUACGUAGAACAAAGAACGAUCCGGUAAGCGAGUUUUGA